CCCCCGCCGGCACCGCCUCCCCCGGGAGCCCUCCCCCACCCCCCAGGCCGGGGACGCAGGCUUUGGGGCGGGCUUGCGCGGAGGGAGCGUCCGGCGUCCGGGCCGCAGGGCCAGCCUGACUCAGGCCUUCGGCAUCCUGGGGCUGGCGCCCGGGAACUGGGUCACGGGAGACCCACUCGUCCUCGGGGAGCGACAGAGCUGCAACACCCGGGAGACCCGGAGCUCCUAGAGGGCAGGGGCAUUGGCCAAGCCCUGCAUGCCCCAGCCCCAGCCGAGUUGAACUGGGAGCUGCUGCUGCCCUCUCACCUCCAGCCAUGGCACCCCUGCUUGCCCUGUUCCUGGUGGCCCUGGUGGGCCUACCUCUGGCCCCGGCUCUCGACUGCCACGUCUGCGCCUACAAUGGAGAAAACUGCUUCAACCCCAUGCGCUGCCCGGCCAUGGUCACCUACUGCAUGACCACGCGCACCUACUACACGCCCACCAGGGUGAAGGUGAGCAAGUCCUGCGUGCCCAGCUGCUUCGAGACGGUGUACGACGGCUACUCCAAGCAUGCGUCUACCACGUCCUGCUGCCAGUACGACCUCUGUAACAGCGCUGGCCACGCCACCCCCCGGGCCCUGGCCUUUGCCCCUGUGCUCCUGGCCACCCUCUGGGGUCUGCUCUGAAGCCGUGGCCCCUGCCAGACCCGCCCCUGGACAGCGCCUGAGAGGCAGCCCACCCUCUCGCCCUGCACCCCGACCCCCCUCUGCCCUCCCUGGGACCUUGAGCUCCCCAGCCCCACCUUGGGGCCUCACGCCGAGGCCAGCCGUAACCUUCCCUUUUCCAAAUCGCUCACGGGGACAGGACCGUGCAAAGGUUUCUGGCCUUGCUGGGAGAGUGUGCCCCCCUUCUGUUUCUGGGAACGGGUGCUGUAAUGGCAAGAGACUGAUGUGACAGGGACUGGGUCAUGGUCCCCCUCCCUGGCAGUCCCAUGGAGGAGGGCCGAGGGCCAGGAGCUGCCCAGGGCCAGCGGGGACCCAGGGGCAUGUAAGGAAGGCCUUUGUCACCGUCAGAUGUCCGAAGGAGUGCCAUUCCCCCCAAAGGAGGGGUCCCCUCCCCUCUCCCCCAGGCGACUCCUUCCAGCUCCUGGUCCCUUCCACCCCCUCCCUGGGGCGCUGGCCGGGGGCGCGGGGCCCGCAGCAGGCCAGGCUAUAUUUGGUCCGGCCUGAGAGCCGCCCCACCGGCGAGUCCCGGCGAGGAGGGGACCGGGGUGGGGCGCAACUUCAGAACCGGCCACUUUACGGAGGGCAGACCCUGGGCCGGAGGGGAUUGGCCGCGAUUCAGAUCGCCCGGAGAAGGGGGACAGGGGCGCGCCCGCGCGCGCUAGGGAUCCGCGUGCGCUCCAGCCGCCGCCCGCGCACGCCCGGGGAUGCUCGGCCCGCACGGGGCGGGCACUGGCUGCGCCUGCGCGCUGGGGAGGGGCGGGGCCGGCUGCGCCGGAGGGGGCGUGGGAGGGGCGGGGCGGGGCCCCGGGAGAGGGUCCCUGAACCCCUCUUCGGACCCUCCCUCCGAGUGGCGGCGGGGCGCGCCCCCUCCCCGGCCUCCGCGGGCCCCGCCUGCGGCACCCUCGGGAACUCCCGGCGCCAGGAGCGCGCGGGCUGAGGCGCUCCCCUCACUGCCCGUCACCCGGCUGGGUGUCAGGGUCCCAGGUGAGCCGUUUACACACAGGGCUCCUGUCGCGCUUCUGAUUUAAUGGGCGCCAUAGUCGGCAUUAUUUAGAGCGCCCACCGCUCCCCAGUGAGCCCCACCCCCUGUCACGUUCGGGAAGCAAGGGUGGGCGCCCCCAGCCCCAUGCUGGCGGCGCAGGGAGCAAGUUCCCUCUUUGGAGAGGACCAGAGAGGGGGUCACAGGGCACCUGGCUCCCUCCUCCUCACCUGCCCACCCUCUGCCAAGAGUGGGAGCCGCCUCGGUGGUGGCAUCGUCCCUGGAGCCCUCAGCUCCCAGCCUGUAACUUGCCCCUCGUCAGGUGUCCUGUGCUGGAAAUUCCACCUGCAGAGCUGCGCUCCAAGCUGGGCCUGGUCCCCGGGACUCCAGGGCUGGUGGGAGCUGGGGGGAUUGAGACAUCUGGGAGAGGGAGCACAGGGCAAGGAGCCAGCAGGCCUCAGUUCUGCCCUCCCCAUGGGGGCUUUUUUCCUGCCAGUGUCCUCCUCUGUGAGGGGCGAGACGCUGAGGAAGGCUGGGUGGUGGUGGGGGGUGUCCUUUGGUGAGGGCCCUCCCAGCAUCUCGUGGAGGAGAAGGACGGCUUGAAUCUCUUGCAAAGCGGACUUGGGUGGGAAGAGGCCUAGGCGUGGGGGCCUGGAAGGGGACAUUUGGCUUCCCUGGGUGUAUGGAGGGGCAUGGCUACCCCCUCCCCCGGCCCCGGGUCAGGAGGUGGGAAGGGGCUGCAAGUGAGGGUGGGCCAGACGUGUGCCCUGAGGCCAGGCUGGGGGUGCCCAGCUCAGGAGCAGGGUCAGGCCCCGCCUCUUGUCCAUCGCCCCCCAGGGGUGCAACCCUGGGCGGGGCAGGGACUCUCUCCCAGGCUGGGGGCCCCGGAUCUCAGGGCUGCCCCUGGAGCGGUGAGAGGAGGCCUGGGUGCCACCCCUGAGCCGCCCCUUUUGUCCUCGGGCCCCUACUGAGCAGCCGGCCUCAGGGCAGUGAGCCAGUGAGGACAUCUCGCUGCAGGGCCAGCAGGAGCUUGGGGUGCGAGCCAGGAGGAAGGGCUGGUGUGGGGUCUCUGCCUUAGGCAGCUCCUGACGCCGCAGGGAGGGCCUGGGAGGCGGUCAGAAGGCCCUGCUUGUGCCCUGAGUCCCGUCCACCGCGGCCAGAGCUGGGAGAGUUGACAGGAUCCUGUCUUCUAUCCCAUGGCAGUGGGGUAAGGGGGUCAAGGCCUGCUUGGGGCCCUGGGGCUGCCAAGGGCAGGAUCCAGAGGGAGCUCAGGAAGGGCGUCCGUGUUUGGGGGAGCUUCUCACACCUGCCUUCUGGUCGUCUCAGGCCCCAGCUCACCUGUCCUUCUCUCACCAUCCUGACCCAGACCAUUCUCAGCCCAACCCCACUGCCCCCCACCACAGGGACGUGUGCCCCCCCACACACAGACAGGGUCUGACCUUUGUACCGAGCCCGGAGCACACAGAAGGCGCUCAAUGAAUGCGGUGCCCUGCCCAAAUGGCCGGGCUGGCUGGCAGGAAGUGUGUGCACGCGGCUGACAUAAGUGCAGAAACGGGUUUCAACCAUCAGAGCCAGCAGAGCUCAAGCAGGUAAAGUGUGGCUCGUAUGGCCCUCAGUGACCGCCACCUUGUACCCUCUGCCACCUGCGGGCGUGACUCAAACCCCACAGCACCCUGCAGGGUGGGAGCCGCUAGCACGUCCCUUUCUAGGUGAGGAAACCAAGGCACGCAGGGGCCACCCCACCCCUGCCCUGUCCUGCGCACUCUCCUCUCCCACGGGACAGGGGAGGGGGACGCCGGCAAGGGGGGUUUACAAAGAGAAGGGAACCUCGGCUUGUUGGGGAAUUGCAUGAGCUUCGGGUCAGGCAAGCACGGAAAGGGGAAACGAAGCCAGGAGCAGUAGGGUUGGGGUCUGGCCCUGGGUCGGGUGCGGGAAUGGUGCGGAGCGCAUCGCCUGGGGCCUUACCCUGGCUGUGGGCCAGCAGGAGGCCUCGGGGCUCCCCACGUGGGGGUCUCUCCAGCAGAACAAAGAGCCCCUGGACCCGGAGAGAUGCCCAGGGCUGCCGGGGCACCUGUGGCCGCACCUGGCCUGCUCCACUGGGUGCUGGAAAGCCACUGGGAAGGGUCAGCCCUCAUCUGGGGUGGGGAGGGCAGGCGGCGGAGCAGCCCUGGCUGGGAGGCUGGACGCGGCCUCCACCCCUCUCCGUCGUGGGCGACAGGUUGAGUGAACGUGCAUCUCGUCAUAGUCUAAGAAUUGAAUUCAUGGGGGGAAAGAAGCAGGUGCCCCUUUCUUCUUCACACCCCCCCCCAACCUUGCCCUACGUUUGCCCCAGUCCUGCAUAACUCUGAGCCUCAGCUGUCGCAUCCGUGGAAUGGGCACGAUGGUUCCUGGAACCCCGUGAGGAUCCUACCCCACUCCCCGCAGCACAGCACUACCCAGGCCCCUGCCCCCGCCGCGCCUCCACCGUGACCCCCGCACCCGAGAGAGGUGGGUCGGCACUUCCCGCGGAAUGAACGAAUAAACAGACGAACCCUAAA
Messenger RNA from Choloepus didactylus (southern two-toed sloth), 4220 nucleotides. RefSeq names its product ly-6/neurotoxin-like protein 1. The coding region runs from base 315 to 665 and encodes 116 amino acids. NCBI's taxonomy places the organism in Eukaryota, Metazoa, Chordata, Mammalia, Pilosa, Megalonychidae. The transcript has 4 exons. The record is from RefSeq and is a predicted model, not a curated record.